UACAGAGAUGUAGCAAACCGAUUUCUUCAGUUCGCCAUGGAAACACGGUGAUUGAACCAGUAGCACUAGGAGUCAUGUCACACCGUGAUAUGUUUUACGGAUGCAGACUGGUCGCUGUGCUUCUCAUUUGUCUCGACGUCUUUGCUGGAGACAAACACACAGGGCCUGAUCAUGCAGCAGAGCGCAGGAAACACUCUGUCGAGCUGGAGGACGUAGUGAUAGUGAUCCAGAGCCAGAGGAACUCCUACCAUGCCCGUCGCAGUGGUCAAAGGAAAGUGGAGAUUCUGCAGCAGGCAGCCCGACUUGGGCAGGGAGUUCCAGUGAUUGUUCUUCUCCAUGAGCUGUCACAGUAUGAAGGGGACUGGAGUAUCCUCCCUGCACUUCCUCGGCUCUUUGUCAAAUAUGGACAUUCAGCUUCCUGGUUGUUCUUCAUAGAGGAGGAAACCAAAGUCACACUGUCUGCUCUGCUGGAGGUCCUCAACAGAUAUCCAGCUCAAGAGGAGUGGUUUUUGGGUAAGCGUCUCCAUGACAACGAGGCCUCCAUCAUUCACCACUAUGCCUUCUCUGAGGACCCCAGUUCCUUCAGUUACCCUGACACCACAGCAGGCUGGGCUCUCAGUGCGCCGCUGCUCAAGAGACUCACAGAGCGGAUACGGUCUGAGAAUCUCAAGUCAGAUUUUACAAUCGACCUGAAGCAUGAGAUUGCUUUGUUUAUUUGGGAGGAAGGACAUGGCCCAAAGCUGACAGCAGUUCCAGAGUUUUGCACACAGCCGAGAGACGGCUGUGCUACCGCGUUUACAACCUACCUGCCCGACUGCGGGCAUCCAGUGUCGAAGAAUGAUGUAUUUGUUGCUGUGAAAACUUGCCAAAAGUUCCACUCAGAUCGAGUACCAGUGGUGAAGGCGACCUGGGAGAAAGAGUCUGGGUUUUUAGAGUAUUAUAGCGAUGUUACUGAUGCCUCCAUACCAACAGUCAGUUUGGGAGUGUCCAAUACUGAGAGGGAUGGACACUGUGGGAAGACGUUUGCAAUCUUGAGGCGGUUUUUAGGCAAAGCUGUGCCGAAAGCCGAUUGGCUGCUCAUCGUUGAUGAUGAUACUCUCAUCAGUUUACCCCGGUUGAGACAGUUGCUGCGUUGCUAUGACCCAAAGGAAGCAGUGAGCCUGGGGGAAAGAUAUGGCUAUGGCUUAACCCAGAAGGGAUACAGCUACACCACCGGAGGAGGAGGGAUGGUGCUCAGCAGGACGGCGGUGUCCAGGCUGCUUUCCAGUAGUUGUGGUUGCUACAGCGAUGAUGCUCCUGAUGACAUGGUGCUGGGCAGGUGCUUCACUACGCUCGGUGUUCCCAUUACACACAGUCCACUAUUCCACCAGGCCCGACCAGAUGACUACUCCGAGGAAAUGAUCUCCACGCAGCACGCCAUCUCCUUCCACAAGCACUGGAAUGUAGAUCCCGUGGCUGUCUACAGAUACUGGCUGCAGGACACGCGACCACGAGAUGAACUGUAGAAACUGUGUUUAUGCAUUUCAACUCUGCCAACAAGAGCUCGAAAUGUACGAAAGUGGUGGUGAUACAGCUUCAACUCCUGGAUCAAAGCAUGAAAUUCUCCCUGCUGCUGCCUUCUUGUAAGACGUGGAUUGAACCAAAUUCUUAGUCUCUUCCUUUUCUUCUUUAGAAAAGGGUCGGCUCAUCAUUGCUUGAUGUUGACUUCUGUUUUUCACUGUACGUUUUUUUUUUGUAGGACAAAUUUUCAGCAAAAACGCAACGCAUUCGACAUGCUAUAUACAUUACGCGACACGUUUGAAUCUGGACAUUUAACCAUUGUUUAUUUGCAACGCACUCUGUGAGUAAUGGACUUCAGACUAAAAGUUUGAUGAAUGCACUUUGUGAUGAUGGUAAAGUGAGGAGGAAUUUGCCCAACAUGUGAUAUUUUGCAGAAUUAGGAUCCAGAGUCGGACAAAGUAAACAAACAAAAUAUUAAUAGGUCACAAGCAGUGUUGGUCAAGUUACUUAAAAAUAGUAAUUAGUU
Molecule: messenger RNA, 2026 nt
Organism: Maylandia zebra (zebra mbuna)
Lineage: Eukaryota; Metazoa; Chordata; Actinopteri; Cichliformes; Cichlidae
Source: RefSeq, a predicted model, not a curated record